Molecule: messenger RNA, 2646 nt
Organism: Anopheles stephensi (Asian malaria mosquito)
Lineage: Eukaryota; Metazoa; Arthropoda; Insecta; Diptera; Culicidae
Exons: 11
Coding region: 80-2389 (769 amino acids)
Biological process (GO): proteolysis; tissue regeneration; cell adhesion
Cellular component (GO): membrane
Molecular function (GO): serine-type endopeptidase activity
Source: RefSeq, a predicted model, not a curated record
CGUAUCUUUUUAACCGUGAAGUACCAAACGACGCGACAGUAGUUAUUCUUUUCCGUUCCGGUAACCAUCAGCAAGCAUCAUGCUACUCAAGGCUGUUGUUGUUUGUGCGUCCAUUAUCCUGGUGGUUGGUGGAGCGAAAGUGCCUCGGCUAGUCCUAGACGACACGUACGUCAACCGAGUCGUCGGUGGAGAAGUGGCAAAGAACGGGUCGGCACCGUACCAGGUGUCGCUUCAGGUAGCCGGCUGGGGUCAUAACUGUGGAGGAUCGCUGCUGAACGAUCGUUGGGUCCUAACGGCCGCUCACUGUCUCGUUGGAACCGAUCCCAGCGAUCUUUUGGUGCUUGUCGGUACCAACAGUCUCAAGGAGGGAGGCGAACUGUUGAAAGUAGACAAGCUGCUGUACCACAGUCGCUACAACCGUCCUCAGUUCCACAACGAUGUCGGGCUGGUGCGGCUAGAACAACCGGUAAAGUUCUCGGACACCGUCAAAAGCAUCGAAUACUCAGAGAAGGAAGUUCCGGCUAAUGUGACCGUACGAUUGACGGGCUGGGGUAAUACUGGCGAUUGGACCACACCAACCCUACUGCAAAGCCUGAACGUUGUUACGCUGUCAAACGAGGACUGCAACAAGAAGGGUGGCGAUCCGAACUAUGCCGAUGUUGGACAUCUUUGUACUCUGACUCAAACGGGCGAAGGAGCAUGCAAUGGUGACUCCGGUGGUCCGCUGGUGUACGACGGAAAGCUGGUAGGGGUGGUGAACUUCGGUGUUCCUUGCGCCCGCGGUUAUCCGGAUGGGUUCGCCCGGGUAUCGUACUAUCAUGACUGGGUUCGCACUACUAUGGCCAACAAUUCUUCGGGUUUUACUUUCCACUCAGUGAACACGCACCAAAGUAUGUCCGAAUUAGUGAGCUAUCGUGCAGGUAUCCUGGCGGGAAAGGUAGAAGAUCCUGCGGGUGAGGAUUCGAAUGCCGAAGAUAACGAUUUCAGCAGUAUACUGGAGUCGGAACCUGGUGAACAAAACUAUCCCUGCCCGAGACCGAAUGCCGGUUACACGAGCUUAAUGGUGUAUCAAGAGAGUAAACCAUAUCCUCCAAAGGAGAUACAUGCACAAGAAACUAUACAAAUUCAAAGACAGGACAGUGAUUCAGCAGACCAAAAAGAACCGUCCAACAAGCAGCUUAACGCAGAGCUGAGCAGCUUCGUGCAGAAGAAAUCUUUUGCCCAAAACAUGAUGGACAUUGCACUGCUGUCCGCGAACACCAAUCAGCUACGAUACGUGAUCGAUCUGGGGGACAAGCAUCCGUACUACAUGACCAGCUUGCUACUGAUCAUAGUUAGUUUGGUGAUGCAAAUUGUAGUCGGAUUGUCUAUGGUUUAUUUAAACAGGUACAACAUGAAGAAUAAGAGAGAAAUGAAAGCGGCCUCACACAUGAACAACCUGUCGGUGGCGGGUGUGUUCCUGGUGACGCUCGUGAACGUGUUCAUUUCCACCUUCAACGGUGCUGGAGUUGGACCGAUCGCUUCGACAGAUCAUCUCACUGUGCCACAAAAUGCAACUAACCAAACCAUGGAGCAUACUCCAUACACGGAACAUCACAUAUCAGCAAGCAUCAUGCUAUCAAAAGCUAUUUUCACCUUUGCAUCCCUUAUCCUGGUGGCUAGUGCAGGUAAAGUGCAACGAUUAGUGCUGGACGACUCGUACGUCAACCGAGUCGUCGGUGGAGAAGUGGCGAAGAACGGAUCGGCACCGUACCAGGUAUCGUUGCAGUUAAACGGCUGGGGUCACAAUUGUGGUGGAUCGCUGCUGAACGAUCGUUGGGUCCUAACGGCCGCUCACUGUCUCGUUGGUUACGACCCGAGCAAUAUGGAAAUCCUGGCCGGCACUAAUAGCCUGAAGGAGGGAGGCGAGCUACUGAAAGCGGACAAGUUUUUCCUACACAACUACACCGCUCCUGAAUUCAAUAACGACAUUGCGCUGAUGCGAUUGGAAAAACCGGUCCAUUUUUCGGAACUUGUGCAAAGUAUCGAAUAUUCGGCGGAGGUAGUGCCAGUCAAUGUGACCGUACGAUUGACGGGUUGGGGUCGCAUUGAUGCCAACGGACCUGUGCCUAUGCUGCUGCAAAGUCUGAACGUCGUCACCCUGUCUAAUGACGACUGCAAAGCAAAGAGUCUUUACCCGGAGCAUGUCGAUGUUGGACACCUUUGCACCAUGAGUAAAACAGGCGAAGGAGCGUGCAACGGUGACUCCGGUGGUCCGCUGGUGUACGAGGGAAAGCUGGUGGGCGUAGUGAACUUCGGAGUUCCGUGUGCCCUCGGAUAUCCGGAUGGGUUCGCACGGGUAUCGUACUAUCAUGACUGGAUCCGUACUACUAUGGCCAACAAUUCUUAACUGUAACUUGGAGUACAAAUAUGUAAUGAUCUUGUAGAAAUAUAGUAUGCAUGUGGUAUAUAUAAAUAAGAUUUAAUAUAAAAUACAUAAACGAAUGCAUAUUGGCGUAAUGAGACGUCCACCUUGGCAUUCAUUUUACACCGUUUUCUUUCAUGUACGGUUUAAAUUUAAAUUCACCAUAUCGUGCUUCGCGCAUUGCAUACCUCUGGGCGCUUUCUGUAUAUACACCACGCUGAGAGUUGCUUCUGCAGAGAGUU